CGAAAUAUCCUCUCCACUGUCUUUUUUUCUUUUCUUUUUUCUAUUCUCUUCUUCUUCAACUUCAGUUUCUAUCCUGUGGACCACUAUAAUAAUAAUAAUCAAAAUAACCGGAUUAAGAACAACUUGAGUACUUGAAAACCCUAGAUGGCUCUGGACGAAUCUUCAGCUUCUGUAGAUUCUCACAGUUCACCCUCUGCAUCUCUCACCAGCAAUCUCGACCCUCCAAUUGAAUCCUCCUCUUCUAAUACAAGCAAGCUUAACGCUCAGGCUCCUGCUUUCCUUCCUAGAACCUCUCCUGGACGCGUCUAUGCUGCUCCCCUACAUCAGAUCACAACUCAUCUCCCUCUACAAAAUCACUUCCUUUACGCCCCUCAAUUACCACUACAGUCUCCUCCAUCACCUUACUAUGCCAGUGUUGCUCGACGAUUUGUUGAUCAAGAGGUUACUGCUGCUGCUGAUGUCGAUGAUUUAGCUAAGAAUGGAGGGUUAACUGAAGAAGCUGCUCAGAAAAUCGUUAAUCAGGUGGAGUUCUAUUUCAGCGAUCUUAAUUUGGCAACAACUGAAAAUUUGAUAAGGCAUAUGAUCAAGGAUCCCGAGGGGUAUGUACCAAUAUCAGUGGUUGCAUCAUUCAAGAAGAUUAAAGCUCUAAUAGGAAGUCAUGCCCAGCUUGCCGAAGUUCUACGCAGCUCAAUAAAUCUUGUAGUUAGUGAAGAUGGAAAGAAAGUUAAACGGCAAAAUCCUCUGACCGAAGCUGCCUUAGAAGAGUUGCAAUCUCGCAUAGUGGUUGCUGAGAAUUUGCCUGAGGACCACUGCCACCAGAACCUCAUGAAGAUUUUUUCAGCAGUUGGAAGGGUAAAAAUGAUACGCACCUGCCACCCUCAGCCUUCAAAUGGUGGGGCUUCUUCAGCAUCUAGAUCAGCAAAAUCAGACAGCACGUUGUAUAGUAACAAGUUGCUCGUUACUAGAUCUGAAUUAAACAGCUCAAUGCAGUUGCACGCAUUUGUGGAGUACGACGCUGUUGAAUUUGCUGAGAAGGCGGUUCUUGAGCUAAAUGACGUGGAUAACUGGCGAAAUGGUCUAAAAGUCCAUCUGUUGCUUAGACGCGCAGCCAAAUCUGGUCAAGCCCGAGUGAAGAAGCUUGGUCAUGAAAGUGAUCUGAACUUCAAAGAAGAUGAUGAAAAUGCAUUAGAACUCAAUGAGAAACAUGAUGGAGACUCCUCCCACCAUGUUGACGUGCAGUCCAAUGACGUUGCAGAGGAGCAUGGCCACGUUGGGAAGAAGAAAGGGCACAAUCGCGGUCGGGGUAAGGUACAGAGACCAGGACCAGGACAGACGAGAGGUCGGGGACGUGAAACCCCCCAGUUUCGACAAAGCAAUCGUGGAGGGCGUACAGGGGGUUCUGUAAUGAAAAUGAAUACUGGAAGUAGUGUGGCUAGUGCCCCCUCGAGUACUAGUGGUGUUAAUGUAGCAGGCCUGCCUGCAGUAGUUUCUGACCAGUCAGCUGGCAAGCAAUCUUAUGUGCCUCGCAUGCCAGAUGGCACUAAGGGAUUCUCCAUGGGUCGAGGAAAACCAGUUGCUGUUAGAACUGAGUGAUGAUGUUCUAGUUUCAUGGAAAGGGUCUCUGUUCAAGCAAACAUUUCCCAAGUAUAGAGGGGGCAAUGUUUCUUCUUUCUUUGCGGUAUUGAUGGCAGGGUUUUGAAGACUGCCAUCGAUCCAGUUAAGAUGAUACAUGGAUUGAUUUAGCAGCAAGAGUCAAAACUCGAAGAAGUUCUGUUUGUUGUUAAACCAAAGAGCCUGUGCUGUGAUUUAGUUUUGGAACACUGAACCUGAGAUUAACAUAAAACAAUACAAAAUUGGUUAAAGAUUAUCUCUGUCUGAGUGUUUGUCUAACAUGAUGUUGGUUGGAUAAUAUACUGUGAAUAAACAGAUGGAACUCUCAAUUUUAUGUUUUUAGGUAAAACGGUUUUGUAAUUUUUCAAUAUAAUGCAAUGGAAAACGGAUAUAUGCCCCUU
Molecule: messenger RNA, 2012 nt
Organism: Solanum dulcamara
Lineage: Eukaryota; Viridiplantae; Streptophyta; Magnoliopsida; Solanales; Solanaceae
Product: la-related protein 6B-like
Exons: 10
Coding region: 145-1593 (482 amino acids)
Biological process (GO): RNA processing
Cellular component (GO): nucleus
Molecular function (GO): mRNA binding
Source: RefSeq, a predicted model, not a curated record